GAACCGGAACAGUUGUUUUAUUUUUGGAGAACCCGUACCGGAACCAGUACCGAUAAAUUUAAAGUAGCUAUCUACACAAUAUAAAUACUAUACACUGUCCACGGUCUAACAGCCAUGUCCGGACGAUUUGGCAGCAUUUCUUUUUGUCAUGGAAACUGUAUACGAUCAACACUUGCCAACGAUCGCUAUUAAUAUUAUUAUAAAUACAAUAUAUUAACGGUAAUUCGUAUCGUAAAAUUAUCGUUAUCGAAAAAAAUUUCACCUUCGGUUUACGACUGCGUUGAGGGUGGAUAACCAAAGGGAUCAAGAGAGGAGCGAAACAGCAUGGCCAUCAUGAACGUCUACAACGCGAUCGACUUGGCGUUGCGGGACAGAACCCGACCGUGGACGGCGCCAUUCGUAUGGCUCGAGGGUCGGACCGGAAUCGGCCACGUGAAACUGUUAGUGGGCAGCAUGGUGGCCGCUUUGGCGUUCGUCAUCGCAUCCGGCCGGAUGAUCAUGCUGAUCAGCAACCUGCUGGGGUUCGCGUAUCCCAUGUAUGCGACCAUCGAUCUGAUGGUAAAGGAAGACGGCCAGCCUGAGACACCGUCGCCGCCGGAACCCACCGAACGGACCGGACGCAUCGCGCCUGUUUCGCCGGCAACCCGGUGGCUCACGUACUGGGUAACGUUUGCGGCCGUGCUCAUCGUGCAGCAGCUGUGCGGCGACUUGCUGCAGAUCAUACCGUUUUACUUCCUUGCCAAGAUCGUGUUCUUCGCGUGGUGCGCGUUGCCGAUGGAAGCCAACGGCGCCGCGUUCGUCCAUAGAUUCGUCGUGCGCGAUCAUUUAAAGCGAUUUUUCGUCUGACCAAGUUACCCAGGACUUGCUAAAGAUACACGACCGUGGCUUUUUUUAAUCACAUAAUGCUUAUCAUGAUUUAUAUACUUUUAUUACAUAAACGACGUACUAACAAAUA
Acyrthosiphon pisum (pea aphid) is the source of this 955-nucleotide messenger RNA. RefSeq names its product HVA22-like protein e. Bases 325 to 846 code for a protein of 173 amino acids. The record is from RefSeq and is a predicted model, not a curated record. The transcript is spliced from 2 exons. Lineage: Eukaryota; Metazoa; Arthropoda; Insecta; Hemiptera; Aphididae.